Molecule: messenger RNA, 1065 nt
Organism: Penicillium pulvis
Lineage: Eukaryota; Fungi; Ascomycota; Eurotiomycetes; Eurotiales; Aspergillaceae
Product: ribokinase
Exons: 1
Coding region: 1-1065 (354 amino acids)
Biological process (GO): D-ribose metabolic process
Molecular function (GO): ribokinase activity
Source: RefSeq, a predicted model, not a curated record
AUGAGCUUCGGGAUCCCCCAACCCCACCUCGCCGUAAUCGGCUCCCUAAACAUCGACUUCGUCACAACAACACCACGCUGCGCCCAAGCAGGCGAAACCCUAACAGCAACCUCCCUCACCAUAACAGCGGGUGGAAAAGGCGGAAACCAAGCCGUCGCAGCCGGCCGCGCCUCGUUUAUCUCCUCAAACAAACAAGACGGAUCUGUUCGCAUGAUCGGUGCUGUGAAAGUGAACGAUCCGAAUUACAAAACACUCCUGGAACCUACACUCCAAACAUCAGGCGUCUGUACAAAUGGUAUUGCGCUUCUAUCCGAUGCCAAUGCCCAGACUGGAUCAGCGACUAUCAUCGUCGAAGAAGACAGCGGCGAGAACCGGAUCCUUGUUGUUCCUGGUGCGAAUCAUAGCGGUAUGACAGAUGUUGACAGAAUUCAUUGGGAAGUCAUAGAUCAGACUACCAUGCCUUUACCACAGGUUGUUGUUCUACAAGGCGAGAUUCCACGAGCAACUACGUUGUGGGCUUUGGAAUGCUUCAACCGUGCCGAAGGGUUUCCUCAUGUGGUCUUCAAUCCCGCGCCUGUUUAUCCCGAGGGGAUUCCGUUGGAGGCUCUUCUGGGGACUUCGGUGCUGAUUAUGAACGAGACUGAAGCUGGACAGAUGUCGCAGACUAUUGCUGGUUUCUCAUUUUCUGGUCCCGUUCAGGAGGCUGUUGAUCUGGGUGGAUUGCGGCCAGAGGAAUUGGCUUCGAGAUUUCAUAUGCUUGCGCGCGUGCAAGUCGUACUUAUUACGCUUGGUGCCAAGGGUGUCUAUUUCUCGACUAGGAGUGGUCGGUCUGGUUAUGUGAAUGGAGUCAAGGUUGCUCAGGUCGUUGAUACUACUGCUGCGGGUGAUACUUUCGUCGGGUAUUUUUCAUCGGACUUUGCGCGGUUCGUUGCCACUGGGGCGAAAUUGGAGAUGUUCGACGAUGUGAUUGAAAUGGUGGUGGAGAAAGCGAAUUCGGCUGCUGCAAUGUGUGUGCAGCGGAAAGGCGCCAUGCAGAGUAUCCCGUUUGCGUAUGAAUUGCAAUGA